UUUGUCAGAGUGUCAGUCACGCGUUCCCUCCAAAAACCGGCGCACGCGUUGAUCACGUCGAUUUUCCUAUUUUUUUUUUUUAAUUCCGCCAUCGACAAGACUAUACGUCGUGUUAUUGUAUAUUUUAUAACCGUUUUAACGUUUUCGUCGUCGUGAAAAAGGACUUACGGGGUUGACUUAAUGCCGUAAACGGUCCAGUGCCUGGUCGCGUUAAUCUCCACUGCAGCAGCAACAGCUCUGCUGCAGGCAUCGAUAGCGUACUGCACAAGACAGAAAAAACUAAAAAAACAAGAUGACUGAAGUGACGAGCAGGACCGUCGGUUUCAGAACAUCUGCCGACGGUGACAGGAAAGCCUUGUCCGUGAGAAGAUACGAGGCCAAACCUCCAGAAAACUUGGAACUGGUCGAUCCGGACAAUCUGAUUGCCACCACCAAAGAAGAAGAAUGGGUGACUAAGAAAAAAGUUGAAUUGACUACCAAAAAACAAAUCGAAACGAGAGUUAAAAGACAAGUUGUGUUGGAAGACGGCAAAAUCGUCGAGGACUCUGGGCCAAUCGUUACGACCAACACGACCGAAGAUACCGAAAAACAGGAACAUCAACAGACUGAACACCGUCAAUUGGGCGACGAAGGUGACGGAGAAAACACCAAAGAAGUGGUCGUGAGAAUAUCUUCAUUGGAAGGGAACCCAUCAUUGUUGAAAGAAGUUCGAGAGAAAAAAAUCAAGAGCCGAGAAGAAAAAGAAGAACUCGUAGAAACAGAGGAUGUGGUCCACCUAGGAAAUAUUAGUGAUAAGGCCUACCAAGAAGCAAUACAGAGCAAACGAGACAUCCGUGAAGCUCUUGAAGAAGCCAAUCACAAGUUGGUUCAUGUAAACAGCACUGGACCCCGGGUAGUGCAUCAGAGUACCAAAAAUAAAAAAGUGACAGACACAGAAGAUACUAGACACACAAGAGAAGUUCAAAAAGACGGUAAAAUAGUUACAGAAACAUCAAAAACCACCGAGCAUGAAGAGGUAAACGGUGUUGAUGAACCAGACAGUGUUCCAUUGCCACCUUCAGCACUACAAGAGUCGUUGCGUGAAAGUUCACAUCGAUACGCCAAGACCAAGGAUCAGGAGUUGGUCGAGUAUUUAGCGGAUGGUGAGAAAAUUGGAGAGCAAAUGCGUUACGAAGCGACCAACGAAGAAGGAGAUCGACUUGGUGACAUCAAUCAACUGCAGAUGAUGACAAAUGCAGGCGAGUUGGUAGGCUGGGAAAGCUUGUCGGAAAGAAUACGCAAGAUGCGUGAUAGACAACAGCAUCCGGUUGCCGGUAAAACUCUUGCGGACUUCGAUGAAGAAGAACGUACUAGAAAAGUGGAAACAGCUAAAUGGCUAGAACAUCAUUUUGGUAGCGAAUCGACCAGGUCGUCUACUGGAAACUUAUCAGAAGAAGAAGAAGAAGAAGAAGAUGAUCGAGGUCAUCAAAAGACUACGUCCAAUAGUUUUAUUAACGUGACUAUGAAAUCAACAGAGACGCCAGCCAAUGGAUACUUCAAAGGAGUGUCCGAAUGGAAAAAUAAUGAUUCGGCACCUAUCAAACCCCCGAUUAGAAGAAAAAGAGAACAAAAAACCGAAAUUAUUAAAAAUACUAUCAAUGAAUUAGAGUCAUCUCCAUUGUUCAAUUCAGUUCAACAAAGGGUCCAGGGAUACGAAAUGACAAAAGAUAAAUUGUCUGGACGUAAUGCGAUAAAUGGGUUUAAUCAAUCGCAUCACAACGGAUAUGUUCAGACUGUGGUUGCCGACAGACGUCACGACGCAACCGAUUCGCCGGCGCCGUCGGACCCAUACCGGUCGUGGGACCACCGCCGGCGGCGAUCGGCGGACGGCCACCGCAAUAACAAACCGACGGCCGCAGUGGCGCCAGAACCGAAACCAGACUAUUCGCCGGAACCCGAACGGCGGGCCAGCAAUGGGUCGUCGACGGCGGGCGGGCGUUCGAAAAAGGUGUACCAGAAGACGAGGUUUGCUGCGGACGCGCGGCCGGCGCCCGACCACGGCGGUAACGGCAAACAGGAGCGAAAGAAAUCGUUUGGCGAGUCGUUCCGGCGGCUGGUGGGAAAGUUCACGGGUGGGCACGGCAACAAGUCGGACUCCGAUCGGAAGAAAACCCGGAAGAAACCGGAAUCGGCCGAGCGACGGCACGCCGACAGCGGCGACGACGGCGACUACGGUUACGGCGGCGGCGACGGCGAGAACACCUACAGGAGUUACGACGGCGGCGUCAGGCCAGCCGCCGACCGUCAUCAGCGGUUGUUUGGCAGCACGCAGACCUUGGACAGACACCGAGCUGGACGGACGGCCGACAACAACCGUAGCAGGGCGCGCGACGGCUACGACGACUACGACGAAGACGAAGGCGACGACGACGGACACCAUCGCGACGACGACGACGGUCACCGGUACAGCGACCAUCACCGCGGUCAGGACGCCAGAGGACAAUCGCCGGUGAUGAACGGCGGUGGCAGGACCGGCAACGGCGUGCACAGAUACUACUUGGGCGAGGACCCAUUCGGCGGCAGCAUUUACGGCCGCGAGAGGGAAUACGACGGCGGCAAGCGCAGACCGCAUAAGAAGAACGGCGGCGGCGGCACUUACGACUCACCGCAACACCAUCACCACACUCAUUACGUCCAGAGGACUAUACCAGUGAACUCGACCAGUACUACAUUGGGUCGGUUUAGUAAGUCGACAGGACGUCUGUUAGCUGACGAUAACAACAGUAACGUAUCGGACAGAGCACAAACGCUGCCGAGAAAACUCCGAACGGAAAGCAAAAUAAAAAAACAGGUGCACGCGUCCCGGGAGAACGAUUACGGCGGCGUUACGAACCGGUCGGCAGCCAACUCCGGGAGCAUGAUCAACGUGUCGUUCGCCAACGGGCCGACGAAACCGCAGCGGACGUUCUCGAAACCGUCGUUGCUCCGGAGCCAGAGCUUCAACGUGCAGCCGGACCCGGGACACCAGACGCGACGGUCGGUGAGCACGUUGCACCGGCUGGAAGAGUCACCACCGCCGCUGAAGAGCCCGAACAUCGUGAGCAUGUUGAGCAGGAGCACCAAGGACCUGUCGGUGGGCGCGGACGACGGGUACAGAUCGCUGUCCGGUAGCUGGGCCAGCCCGGGAGAGCUGAGCAACGGCGGCGGGGGCACUGGCACUGCGUAUCGGCGGGACGAUCCAAAGAAAAAGAUCUUCAUGAAGGGCCUGCUGGACCACGCGCCCGAGCUGUACAAGACGCUCAGCCACCAGGAGGACGCUACCACCGCCAGCCGGCGGUAUUCGCCCGUCAAGAUGGACAGGCCAUCGUAUUCGAGCAGCGGCCACUCGUCGUCGCCGACUAUCAGGCACGGAGGCGGCGAAGUGACCAACCGGAGCGUGACACGCCGUGGCAGCAAGGACGAUUACACCGAGACGGUGCGGAUCACGUCCAAGUCGGACGAUCCGUACCGGCCGAGUGUCACCAACACGGUGCAGAACUUCACCAAGAAAAAGGUGCCCAGGGACGGCCGGGUGGAGACCAUUGAGUCGACCGAGACAAAGACCGUGACCAAGAGCCGGUACAACGGCGGCAGUGGCGGCGAUACCAUCAACGGGUACAACGGCAUCGGCGGCGGCGGAGUGGUGAUCGAGGUUAGGAACGGCAGGAACUGAUUAUAUAAUAAUAAUACUGUGAAACCUCUAAAUACCGGCCACCAUAUCGGUCGCUGACAUUCUGUUCGCCUUUCGGAGUUGUCCGCUAUUCAGAGGGUUCAGUUUAUUCCCAAAAAAGUCAAUAAUUUGGACGUGUCUUUGAGGAGAGGUUUCACUGUAAUGAUUAAAAUAUAAUAUGAGGUCAGUCGUUUGUUGUUAUUGUUAUCAUUGACACCUCCGAUGGUUAUUAUAAUAGUAUAAUAUUAUGACGUAUAUACCAUACACUUAUAUUACUAUUAAUAACUAAAAAUAUUAUAACAAUAAUAUUAUAAUUUAUGCAAGAAAAUAAUGUACAAUAAUAUAUAAUAUUAUUGUUUCUACUGGUAAAUACCUAAUAUAAUACUUUGUUAUUAGCUCUAUAAUACGCCUAGUACCUAGGUAUACCUAUAAAUAAUAUAAUAAUAUUGUAUAUUUAUGACAUAAUCGUAUGGAUCAAGAUCAUAGCCUGCUUAAGGUCUAUGGUCAUAAUCGAUAAUAUAAUUAAUUCUACGUAUAUUUUUUUUUGUACCUAUCUAAUUGUUUUUAACAUAAUAUUAUCAUUGUAUCAUUAUUAUACAGAGUUAAUAAUUAUUGUAAUACUAUACCUAUAGGUAUGUAUUACACUGAGGCACCGGUAACAAGAACCGAUGCCAUUAUUAAUAUAUUUUAUAUUUUAUUUUAUUAUUACUACUAAUGAAAAAAAUAUAAAACUGUCCAUACUAAUUUAUUUUUAAAAGAUAUUAUUUAAGUAUAGUUAAUUGUGUCGCACACGUGUAAGUACUAAAAAAUUGUAAAUAAUUAUUGUUUUAUUAUAAUAUCGCUCAAUAAUUUUGUGAUUUUUUUUUGUAUGUAGGUACUAUGAGUGAUUUAAAUGAAUGUAAGAGUAUAAAGGUGUUAAUAAAAAUUAACUCAACUCAUGUAUGUUUAUACUGUGUUUUACAUAAAAUAUAUAAACUAUCU
Molecule: messenger RNA, 4669 nt
Organism: Acyrthosiphon pisum (pea aphid)
Lineage: Eukaryota; Metazoa; Arthropoda; Insecta; Hemiptera; Aphididae
Gene: chas
Product: chascon
Exons: 11
Coding region: 293-3691 (1132 amino acids)
Source: RefSeq, a predicted model, not a curated record